Molecule: messenger RNA, 2004 nt
Organism: Nylanderia fulva
Lineage: Eukaryota; Metazoa; Arthropoda; Insecta; Hymenoptera; Formicidae
Product: luciferin 4-monooxygenase-like
Molecular function (GO): CoA-ligase activity
Source: RefSeq, a predicted model, not a curated record
UUACUUCAUGCUAUGUCAUGAGAACAUGAGAACAUGAGAUCAUGAGAACAACAUCAUUAGUGUCGUGGAUAAUACAAUAGAACACUGCGAGCCACUCGUACAAUCAAGACACUGUGCAAUCAAUGUGCUCCUUUUAACGUCACGACAUUACUCAAAAGUAAAAAGUAGUUACUGCAUCAAAAAUUCCAUCAUCUUUGGCAAAAUGGCUACGAACAAAUCGAGGAUCUAACAGAUUCUUAUUUGAUGUUAUCUCAAACGCACGAAACGAAAAUCAAGUCUUUAGUUGUGAUUGGACACAUUGACCAAACAACAUUUCUUGCUGUUUAAUUGUGUUUAUUUUAUACCAGCAUCUAAACUCCAUCAUCUGGCAAAAUGGCUACGAACGAUUCAAGAACUUUUAUUAUGGAAGACAAUGUUUAUAAAGGAGAAAUAACAUCUAUGCCUAACUAUAAGUCUAUUGGAGAAAUGAUAUGGAAUAAGAUUAAAAGUCAUGGAAACAAAAUCGCACACCUGGACGCAUGCACUGAAAUAGAAGUUACUUAUGCGGAGUUACAAAAUAAAAUCGUAAGAUGCGCUUUAUGGCUACAAGAACGAGGAAUCAAAUCUAACGAUAUUAUCAGUGUGUGCACAAAUAAUCAUCUCAAUUCUAUCGUGCCCUGCUUAGCGGCGAUUUAUAUUAACGCAAUCUUCAAUCCAUGGAACGAAAACAUGGAUUUGCACAACACGCUGCACGUUAUGCAGCUCACUACUCCGAAAGUAAUAUUCUGCAGCAAGAAAUCCGUAAAUGUUAUCCUGAGUGCAAUAAAAAAAUUUAACUACAAUCCUACGGGGUUUUUCGGUGAUCAUCCCGACAUCAUUAAGUUUUCCGAUAUUUUGCGUACGCACAGCAACGCAGAAGUGGAGAAUUUCCAGUAUGUCGAUCACGAUGACAUGAAAAAAACAAUGUGCAUCAUGCACUCAUCAGGUACCACGGGGCCACCAAAAGGAGUUGAAUUAUCCAAUUAUUCAUUGUUACGGUUCAGCGAUGAUAAGAACGUAGACUUAAUCGAUGGAGUCGCAAUUUGGUCCUCAACAUUUUAUUGGAUAACAGGGGUAAUGAUGAACUUCAUGGCGAUCGUUCAAGGCGCCAAAGUGAUCAUUUAUCCAGAAUUCGACGAAGAAAUGUUAUGUUUAUUAAUCAAAAAAUACAAGAUAACUAUGGCUUUCCUAAGCACCAGUAUGAUCAAUCGGUUGCUUAUAUCAAAUAACGUAAAAAAAUUUUCAUUAUCGUCUUUAAAAACCAUAAUCUUUGGCGGUUCAAGACUCAAGCUGAAAGUACACGCAGAAAUAAGACAUAUGUUAUCACAUGUACAAGUAUUACAAGGUUUUGGAAUGACAGAACUUGGUGGAUUUGGAACAUUACAAAAAUUGAAUCAUAAGAAUGGAUCUUGCGGAACAGUAGUUCAGAAUGUACAAAUGAAAAUCGUUGACCGAGAAAACGGAAAGGCUUUUGGACCAAAUCGCUUGGGAGAAUUGUACAUAAAGACGGAAAACAAAAUGAAGGGCUAUUACAAAAAUCUUGAAGCAACUAAAAAUACCGUUGAUGAACAAGGAUGGCUGCAUUCAGGUGACAUCAGUUAUUUCGAUGAAGAUGGAGAACUCUUUAUUGUCGAUAGAAUAAAGGAGCUUAUAAAAUACAGAGGAUAUCAAAUCUCACCUGGAGAAAUUGAGGAUGUCUUACUAUCGCAUCCAGCAGUAUCGGAAGUUGCAGUAACAGCAAUUCCUCAUCCAAUAGACGAUGAACAUUGUGUUGCUUUCGUAGUCAAGAAGCCAGGAGUCGAGGUAACGGAACAAGAAUUAAUAGACUUGGUGACCAACAACAUGAUGGAUCAAUAUAAGCUUCGUGGUGGAGUGAUAUUUGUAAAUGCGUUACCACAUACAAAUACAGGAAAAAUUUCAAAGAAAGAAUUAAAAGUUUUAGCUGCGAAACUACUUUUGAUGUAAAAAAGAUACUUCCAAAUAGAU